CCGUUUUUUAUCAUGCAAAUACAGACGUUUUAGUAAGAUACCUAAAUUUAGCAGGAUCACUUUCCAUCAGAUGCUUCCUGUCGAGCCACUUCGAAAGACAAGUAAAUUCAUGUGAGAUCUAUCCGUUUUUGGUUGGCUGCAAAAUGAGACCAAUACAAAUCUUAGCUUCUAAGACGCUAUUAGUUUACUUUGCAAGCGUAACAGUUUCUGCAAAUGGUGAGUAUAUGUAACCAAUUUUAUCGCAUGUACGAUGUCCCUGUCGUUAAGUCGACACUACGUAAAUUCCUUAACAAUCAGUACAGUAUCUCUCCAGCUGCCCAAAUCUUAGCAGAGAAAGGCUGAUGAAGCAUAAGGUCCUUUAACACUAUGCAGCUAGCUGUAAGGCAUCAUUUUAUAAAUCCAGGUUGGCAGGGAAUAGUCUGAAACCAAGAGGAGUGUUGCUCUAGAUAUGCUGACUUGAUAUCAACAACCGCUACUAUGAACAAUUAAACUGUUCAAUUAAUGUUAAAUAUUUUAAAGAAAAUAUUUUAGACCAAGACAUUUCAUCCUAUACAUCUACCACACAGAUAAAGUCGAACGAUAGAAAUAAAGAGACAGGUGGAAAUAAUCUAAGCGAGUCGCUGAUGUCCUCUGCAAAACAUCGGCUGCAUGGGCGAUAACCUAGGGAGGAACUCGUGUCAUAGUCAACUCAGUCCAUUAACUAGGUUUAUGUCUACAUUUGAUGAAUAAUCUUUUUAGCUUCUAGCAGUCGAGUGCCGAACAGCGGCCAUGUUGCUUUUUCCUGUGGGCCACAGGGACUGAUUCACCACACAAACGAAACAAAUGGUAAGUUCAUUCAGAAAAAGAUGCUUUCGAUACCGUCAUUUAGUCUUCCUCGAAGGCACCUUUAAAGGAUAUCUCUCACAGGAAAUAUAUACACAGUCUUGGUUUUUUUUCCAAACGUGGGCAAAUCUGUGCUCGGAUGUACCGUUUACUUCUUAAAGUGACAACUUUUAAGGGAUAAUUUUAUUUAAAAGGAUCACAAUCCAUGACCACUAUGGAAUAACAUCACGCGGUCCGAAAUGGGAAAACAAAUACGGCCCACGACGUUGCCAACCUUCUAUCAUAAUGAAAACAGACGUGCUUCAUUACGCCCUACACACAAGCUAUAUUGUUCCAGCUUAAAAGGUUGGCAAUCAGUCAUGGGUAAUUGGGCAUUGGGGGUCAUUGGGCACUUGGGCAUAUGGAACUCACUACAAUGAGUAGCGUGAGGUAACACCAAACAAUAGCUUCCCAGCGCGAAAUUGUUAAUACCCAAAGCAACCGUCAUUGAAUCAGCUAUAUACUAAAUCAAAGUAUUGAUCUACUUUUUAAGCCUAUAAAUUUAUGUUCUGCGAUAACAAAUGAGUGAUAUGUAACGACAAAAUGUUAUCUUUGAGGUUAGUUACGUAUGUUAAUAAUGAACUUCCUUAGGACUCAAACCGAAAGUAACCAUCAUUUGCCCCCAAAUGCCGGUCAUGAUGGACACACGAACAGAAAUAACCUGUGAAGUAAUAUCCAGCAGCUACGCAAAUAUCACGUGGUAUCACAAUGGACAACUAAUCAGUCACAAGAAAAAGUACAACGUAAAAGCCGACAGAAAAACAUGCGAUCAAACGCUCAAAAUUAAACACGCAGGAGCAAACGACAAUGGAAACUAUACCUGUGUUGUAGUUAACAGUGUUGGAGAAGAGACAAAAACAUGUUCUCUUGUAGUCAAAGGUGAGAAAAAUGCAAUGAUGAUGAUUUAAUGUCAAUGUGGUUUAUGGCCUGAGAAAACAGCUGACAUUUCGGGACGUCACCACAGGUUUCCCCGCGAAAUGACGUCUGCGAAACGAGCGCAGAAAUUCCACUACUCUGAUCUGGGUAGUAACGCGUCAUCAGAAUGGCAUUUCUGCGCUCGCUUCUCAGACGUCAUUCCCCGGGGAAACCAGUGGUGGCGUCGCUAAAUUUCGGCUGUUUUCUAAGGCUAUGUGCUUUGUAAUUACAGCGGUUUAACGGCAAUUUAUGUACUACUGUAGAAAGAGAUUUAGAAUCACGUUCACACCAAACGAUUUCAAAGGUCAAUUUGUACCACGAGUCCAAGUUUUUCGCUUGUUUUUCGUUGGUGUGACGUAUUGUAUUGCGUAUCGAGUUGUCCGGAUGUAAGCACGAGUUUAAUCUGUUUUUUCAUAUUUCAGCUGAUAAGCUUAAACAAGUUCAUAUCGAAUAUUUGAAAAUAGCCGGGCACCGCAAAAAGGCUUUUCUUGGAGGAAGAGCCACCUUGACGUGUAGCAUGUUCAACGCGGUUGGUACUGUUUGGCGGAAAAACGGAAGGACGGUUAUAAGUAAUCGCCACGUUUGGUCAACAAAACACUUUUUUCAUGGGCGUGGAACCAAGUUUUACUUGGAAAUCAGCAAUGUUACCAAAGAUGAUGAGGGUUUAUACAUGUGCUCCGGAUACGCCAAUGGAAUGUCUGACAAUAAAACGCUAUACCUGCAAACAGGUUUGUCAAAAAGAGCUAAAAAGAACCAUAAACUAAAAAAGUAAAGCAUCCAUCAGGGUCAGUGCAUAGUGCUAGUUAUAGACCUCGAGAUUUACCACUAUUCACCUGGAUUUCAAGUCAUAGAAAAUCAGAUUUACGAGCUGCUGAAAGCAUUCGUUUUACUAGUCGGAGAAAAGAGCUAAUAGAUCUGCGAAUGAAACACAUAAUAAAUAAAUGUCUUUUGACGGUGUUUUCGUAUUGCCUGCGUGUAAUACUGCUUCAUUUGUCUUUGCAGAGGAAGAACCUUGCAUCGCUUCAAUCGUAA
Porites lobata is the source of this 2808-nucleotide messenger RNA. The record is from the annotation of a GenBank genome assembly. Lineage: Eukaryota; Metazoa; Cnidaria; Anthozoa; Scleractinia; Poritidae.